GAAGGAAACGAAAGGGGGGAAGGAAGUGAGAGGACACUACUUCCUCGUAGCGCUCACUAUCAAAACAUCAUCGCCCUAAUGGGCGAGUCCGCGUCCUCCAGUGGACACCGCGCAAUCUGACCCUCGGCCCGCACGUCACCAUGCUGCAGCUGAACGACUCGGUGGAGCCGCACAGUCCGGGCGUCGCGAUCCUCCACCCGGCGGACACGGAGGACGGGGUCGAGGUGGCCUUCACGCCGCCGGAGGCCGAGCGGAGCCUCGGACGCGCGGGCUCCGUGGCCUGCUGCACCCCGUUACAGACGCUGACGCCCUUCCACGUGCGCAACCCCACGAUGCAAGCGAAGGUGAAGGACUAUUUCGUGUUCAGGCCAGGAACCAUCGAGCAGGCUGUGAGCGACAUCAGGACGGUGGCGCUCCCUUCCGAGGACGGGGAGGUGCUCAGCGUCUGGCUGCUGGCAGAAAUCGACCACUGGAACAAUGAGAGGGAGCGACUUGUGCUUAUAACUGAUAGGUCGCUGCUGGUGUGCAAGUACGACUUCAUCAACCUGUUGUGUCAGCAGGUCGUCAGGAUCUCGCUCAACGCUGUAGACACCAUCUCAGUGGGCGAGUUUGAGUUCCCACCCAAAUCCCUCAACAAGAGAGAGGGCUACGGAAUUCGUGUCCAGUGGGACAAGCGUCCUCGCGCCACGUUCCUAAACCGCUGGAACCCCUGGUCUACAGACAUGCCCUACGCCACCCUCACAGAGCACCCCAUGGCCCACGCCGACGAGACGGUGGCCUCUCUCUGCCAGAUGGAUAACUUCAGGACCCAGCUGGUGCAGGCAGUGAAGAAAGCUCACCGGGAGCACCCCCUCACCGGCCGGGCCAACGGCGUGCUGAUCCUGGAGAGGCCCCUGCUCAUCGAGACAUAUCUAGGUAUUAUGUCCUUCAUCAACAACGAGGCCAAGUUGGGCUACUCCAUAACCCGUGGAAAGAUUGGCUUCUAAAAUCAAGUUUCUUAAAAUCCGGCCUGAGUUCACGCUGAGGGAAGCUUUCAUUGCACGACAGUGUAAUGUGCAAUCGGUUAAGUUGAGCCCAUCUCAUGUCACCGUUCCUUAAAUUGGAGGACCUUUCCUGCAAAGAGUUGAUCCAACGUGGGCCCCCAGGAGCGCGUGCACAUGCGACAUAAGUUGCAGCGAAAGGAGAGAGCUCAUUGAUUCAGCGCUUCUGCACUGUACUAUAAUUGACCAGAGAAGUGAUAAAGUGAAACUAAAAUCAUAUGUGUUCCAUAUUUGCUGCAUUAUUCAGAUCCUGGGGCCGUAGGGUAGCUUUGUGGAAUGCAAGGUCAUCGUUAUUAAAAAUGUUUACCAACAGGAAAACUGUUUCAUAAUCAAAGCUCUGAGUGUAACGGUUACUUAUGGAAAAUAACAGCUGGAUGUCAAUGCUGCUUGUUCGGUGGAGAUAAACUAGGUGUUGUGCUUUCCAUGUUUACAUUUGCCUAAAUUGUGUCCCACAUGCAGAGCUAAAUAAGCAAGAUGUUAGAUGUUUUAUGCAACAUUAACUUGAAAACUGUGUAUUUAUUUUUAGUAUUUGCCUUUUGGUCCUGCGUUUGUUUCAGGCACACAGGUAUUCAGCUGCAUUAACCUUUGCAGUGGGAAUAAACAGUUUUACUAAAUGAAACACGCAGACAAAGCUUUGAAUUAACCCGUAAACCACAUUCGGUCUGUAUAAAUCUUGUUCACAAGAUUUAGGUGUCAAUCUUUCCUAAACCCAAUCUAAUAUAAAUGGUUACUACCAAAGUAAACAGGCCAUAUUUUCCUGCUUGGCAGUGUUGACGAUGUGUUGCAAAAUGCCCUUUUCUGGACUUCUGCAUGUUUCCUGCACGCUGAAUCUGCAUCAGAAAUGUUUUUUAAAAUAAUAUAUUCAAACAGUUUGUAAAUACUUGUUGGGUUUUACGGAUUUUGUUGCAGUGAACUCAAAUGCUUCCAGAAAAUAAAUAUUUCAUUGACA
Messenger RNA from Gasterosteus aculeatus aculeatus (three-spined stickleback), 1989 nucleotides. RefSeq names its product tumor protein p63 regulated 1-like (gene tprg1l). Gene Ontology annotation, cellular component: cytoplasm. The record is from RefSeq and is a predicted model, not a curated record. Lineage: Eukaryota; Metazoa; Chordata; Actinopteri; Perciformes; Gasterosteidae.